CUGCGGGCCCGGACUACGGCUCCCAGCAUGCACUGCGGCCGCCGGGCGCCCGCGCACCCUCUUCCCGUGGUGCUCCGCGGGCGCUGCCGCGCGUUCCCCGGGGCCCGCGGAGUUGCCGGCGCUUCCCGAAGUUUUCGCGGAGCCGCGGGAUGGCGGGCGCCGCGCACUGCUCCCUGCAGGCCAAGCGCCUGCUGCUGGACCCCAAGUUCGAGGGAUACAAGCUGUCGCUGGAGCCGCUGGCCUGCUACCAGCUGGGGCUGGACGCGGCUGUAGCAGAAGUGCAGCUUCGUGAUGAUCAAUAUACCCUUGACCACAUGCGUGCUUUUGGCAUGUAUAAUUAUCUUCACAUUGAUUCCUGGUACCAGGAUAAUGUCUACUAUGUUGAUCAGUUUGGAAGGGUUAUGAAUCUGUCAGUGACUCUGGACACUGCUCUACAAAAGCCAAGAGAAGUGUUCAGGCUGCCUACAGACUUGACUGCAUGUGAUAAUCGCCUUUGUGCCUCAAUGCAUUUCUCAUCCUCCACGUGGGUUACCCUUUCUGAUGGUACAGGAAGACUGUAUUUAAUUAAAUCAGGCAAGCGUGGAAACAGUGCCUCUGAGAAGUGGGAGAUUGUGUUUAAUGAAGAACUAGGAAGUCCAUUUAUUGUAGCACACAGUGUUUCAUUUGUAAAAUCUGAUACACAUUCACUAGCUGUGCUGCUGCUUAGGGUAGAAAAAGAUGAACUGGACACAAAAGGAAGUGGAUUUCAUGUUACCUUGGAAUGGGUUACGAUUGCAGGAAGAGAGGGUGAUCAUGGAUACGAAAUCAUUAAAAGGAGAGUUUUGCAAGGAAAAUCAGUCCCCCAUUAUGCAGCAAUAGAGCCAAGUGGGGAUGGUCUAAUGAUUGUUUCCCACAAACCGUUCACAUUUAUGCAAAGUGAAAGUGACGAAUUAGAAGAAAAUGAUGAUGCAAAAGUAUCAAAUGAAAAGAAAGACCCUCUGUACUACUGGCAGCAGACUGAAGAUGAUGUGACCAUAACAGUUCACCUGCCUCAAGACAUCACGAAAGAUGACAUAAAAAUACGGUUUUCCCCUGAUAAUAUAUGUGUUACACUAAAAGACCAGCCUCCUUUGAUGGAAGGAAAACUCUAUUCAUCUGUGGACCAUGAAAGCUGCACAUGGGUAAUUAGGGAGGACAAAAGUUUGGAAAUUUCUCUGAUUAAGAAAAAUGAGGGAUCCCGGUGGCCAGAGCUAAUUGUUGGUGACACAAGAGGGGAAUUCAUUAUGGACCCUUCCCAGUGCUCUGAAAUAGCUGAAAGCCUGAUGCAUCUUACCUCUGAAGUAAUGAAUCCAAACCCCGAAAAGGAAAACCCACCUUGUAAUGCUCAAGAGUUAGAAGAAUGUGAUGCUUUUCUUGAAGAUGGAGCAAGCUUGUGUAGAUUUGAUGGCAAUACCAUGAAAGUCACUCAUAUAAUUAAUCUUGGAAGCAAUCAGUAUCUUUUCUCAGUUGUUGUGAAUCCCAAAGAAAUGCCAUGCUUUUGCCUGAGGCAUGAUGUUGAUGCUCUUCUCUGGCAGCCUCACUCUGACCAACCAGAGAAUAUGUGGGAACAUAUUGCAACUUUUAAUGCUUUAGGUUAUGUCCAAGCAUCAAAGCAAGACAAGAAGUUCAUGGCUUGUGCUCCAGAUUACUCCUACGCUGCUCUUUGCGAGUGCCUGCGACGCGUUUUCAUCUAUCGCCAGCCGACUCCUCUGGCCACAGUUCUGUACAACAGGAAGGAAGGAAGACAAGUAGGACAGGUUGCUAAGCAGCUGGUAGCAACCCUGGAAGCCAAUGAUCCUAUCUUAGGCUUUCAAGCUACUAGUGAGAGAUUAUUUGUUCUCACAACAAAAACCUUGUUUUUAAUAAAGGUGAACUCUGGAAAUUAAUUAUUCAGUGUGCUCUGCUGUAGUUUGUGUUAACAAUUUGUUAUAGAAGUGAAUAGGUAGACAAUCUGACAGGUUCAGUACAAUUUGUUGAAAAUCAAAAAGGGGAUGUUUUACAAGGGAAUCAAAUUUCUUCAUUGGAUUUUUUCUUUAAGAAAGUGAAUUUUUUUACUUUCCUGCCAUGGAAGUAAGUUUUUCAGAGCUAUGAGAAAAUGUCUUCUGAAUUAACAUCUCUGUCAAAGUAAUUGUCAGAUGCUGCUAUUGCAUAGAUGAAUAGAUUUAUGCAUUGCUUUUUCCAAGUGACUUUAUUUGCUAUAUUUCUGAGUUUUGAGAAUUCACUACUGUUUUCACUGUUAACCUAUGAAAAAAGUAGUCACAGAAAGAGUUACAAUGUGGAAAGUAACUGUAUCAUAAAGAAAACAAAUCUCCAGUUCAAAUACUGUUGACCAAAAAACUGAUUUGAUAUUUUGACAUUCAGUAGUUUUGAGUGAAAUGUGAGUGAAAUGAAUGGGGUAUUAUAUUUCUUAUACAGGAAAUUAAGUGGAGCAAUUUUACUGUUUAUGCAUAUUGUAAAUUAUUGGUUUGGGACUUAUUUAUACUUGCAGUAAAAUCAGUUCACAUUUCUAGAAUACUCUUUAGUAGCUUUUUCCAGAAGAAAAUAAGGGUCAAUAUAUAGCUGGCAGUUACACAUAGAGUGCUGUUACUUAAGGUCUUGUCAUGCUCAGUUGCACCAUUUUCACUUGACUUUGUACUUGAUUUCAAGUGACUCAUUUACAAUGAGACAGCGGCUGACAGAGAAAGCACCAGUAUUGUAACCUGGAAUGGGACACUCAGAGGUUCUGCCUCAGGUGCCACUGCAAAUGCUGCUCUGUCACUUAACUGUUCUGUCUGUGAUGCCUAAGUCAAAACGUGGUAUAUGUGCAAUGUAAGAGUGCUCAGGCCAAUGAGGAUGCUUUGGUUUAACAAACUGGUGUGGUUAAUUGAGUUGUAUCUGAAGAUUUGUUUCUUAUUUUAAAUUGCAUUGUCAAUACAUUGAAACCAAAGAGUCAGUUGUGACAACUCCACCCUGGGUUGGGCUUUUUUCAUGGUUGGCUUACAAAUCCAUAGCAAAAUGCCUAAUAUGUUGUGUACUGGCAAGAAAGCUGCUGUCAUCAAAGUACUGAGAGAUACAAAUACAGGCAGCCUUUUAGUUUGCAUACCCCUACCAAUAUUAUUUCAGAACUCUGUAAGAAUUCAGAGAACAGUGUUUCUUUAGUUGUGAUUGUUUUGACUCUCCUGUAAAUUCUCCAGAUUUGUACCAGUGAACUGAUUAAAUAGCAAGAGGGAGGCAAGCAGUUGUGGCUUGCAAAAAUCCUCCAAAUGCAGAAGCUUUUCCAGGGACUUGAUUUUCCUUCUCCUCACAGCAGGAUUAUAUUGUAAAUCCAAUAUUGAAAAGCUUUUCUUUGCUUUUACUUGGGUAAGUUAAAACAGACUGGAUUUGUAAACCUCUUUUCAUUCUGUCCUUUUAAAACUGUCUUGAAAAUGCUUUUUGGAAAAGCUCAGGGAAUGUAUUACCAUAACAUGACUGUUCUGCAUCUAAAUUUUAUUUGUUGCCCAAUGUCAAACAAGGUGGUAGAAUUCCUGCAGAGGUCCUAUACGUGCUUUUAGAUGUAUAUGAAUAUUACUAAGUAACCUGGGGUUUAAUCUUUGGAGACACAGAUUUAAGAAUGUAGUUUUUGGGAAAUGGAGCAAUGAAAGAGUAAAGGAGUCACAGUCAAUAUGUUUUUGUCACCUCUGGUCUACUGCAGGCAGCUUCAAUAUAAAUGAGAAAUUCAGCUGUUCUUUGUCAAAUUCUUCUUGUUGUGAGUUACAUGUCUGGAACAUGCUCUGCUGUCUCCUGCAACAGAGGAAACAAAGCAAAAUGGUUACCUCUUCAAAGGUAUUACAAUAUGCAAUGGCUAGAGCUCACAUUCCAAAUGUGUGUCUGUUUCAAGAGAGGUCUUGUUUGCAUCUGAAACUGAAAUCUGAAAUAACAGAGGGAAAAGCUUCAUCCCUUUUCCAUGUUAUUCAUCUGUCUGUAAUCAUGGUUCCCAGGAACAAUGUAUCAAGUAGUGUCUCUCUUAUUUUGCUUCUGUGAGAGUCAAUGAUAUUAUUUAAAUUGUUUUUUACCUUGAGGAACUUGGAGUGCUGUUGCACAGCAAGCUACUGUGCACCUGAGGCAGGGCAAUCCCAGGCACAAAAGCAGGCUGGACAGAGAAUGGAUUGAGAGCAGCCCUGGAAAAAAGGACUUGGGGGUGCUCGUGGAUGAGAGGAUGGACAUGGACCAGCAAUGUGCACUUGCAGCCCAGAAACCCAAACAUUUCCUGGGCUGCAUCGUGUCAAAUACGUGGCCAGAGAGGUGAUUCUGCCCCUCUGCUCUGCUCUGGUGAGAGCCACCUGGAGAAGUGCAUCCAGCUCUGAGGACUCCAGCAUAACAGAGACAUGGGCCAGUUGGAGCAAGCCCAGAGGAGGGACAUGAGGAUCAUCAGAGGGCUGGGGCACCUUGGCUGUGAGACGUGGGGGUUGUUCAGCCUGGGAAAGAAGUCUUUGGGAGACCUUGGAGCAGGCUCCUAGUACAUAAAGGGGGCCUGCAAGAGUGUUGGAGAGGAGUUUUGGGCAAGGACAUGUAGUGGUAGGACAAGGGAUAAUGGCUUUAAACUGAAAGAGAGGAUGUUUAGAUUAGAUACUGGAUGAAAUUAUUUACUGUAUGAGUGGUGAGGCACAGGACAAAGCUGCCCAGAGAAGUUGUGGAUGUCCUAUCCCUUGAAAUUCAGCACCAGACUGGAUGAGGCUUUGAGCAACUUGAUUUAGUGCAAGGUGUCCCUGCCCAUGGCAGUGGGGUUGGAGCUAGAUGACCUUUAAGGUUCCUUUCCAAAUGUUCUAUAAUAAUUAAAUGGCUGCAAGCCACUAGGAGACACUCCCUAUGAGUAUUUCCAUUUCUGUAUUCAUUUAUUCUUAAGGCUCAUUUGUUCAGCAUAUCCUCAUAGGCUUAUACAAGGUAUAAAAUAUGGAUAUUUAAAAGAUGGUUUUCUGACAACCAUGCCUCAAUUUUUCUAGGAUUUUGGUUCUUGAAAUCUUACUUUUUCAGACAGUUCUUCCUGAGAGAUCCCAAUCACAAUCUGUUUACAGAAUUUCUGAGGAAAUAUUUGACUAUUACUGGCUUACUUGGCUGUUACUGCAUUAUUUGAUUUUAGUAUUAUUUUUCAGUGCUUUCCCUGACUGCAUGUUUGGAAUGCAUAAUGUAUUCUUCUACAAGUGUAAAUAAAUCGGAAAAAUGUUAAAAUUUUAAGAUUAUUUCAAAGGAUUUAUAUUAAUUUCAAAUGUAUAGCCUUCCUAUGCUACUGAAAUAAAAGAGAAAAAUAGAAAUAAGAAAUUCCUUAAAAUAAAACUUGUGUUAAAGUGUUUUCUGCUAGGACAAAGUUCUAGCAGGUGUCUGUACUGCAGGGCCAGUGCUGUUGCCAUGACAUGCACUAUUGCACUCCUUGUCUAUCUCUGAAAUCCCCUUGCUAAUGUUCCAUUUCUGCCAACACAAACUUACAGAGGUAGUUACUGGAGGAGGUUGAUAAAUAUCCAGCUGUGUUCUUGUGUUAAAGUGCACACUGUGCCUCUGAUCCUGUGGCUUUGUGUGCAAAGCCCAAAUGAACUGGACAAGCCCUUCUAAAGGCAAGAGAGAGAUCUGUCCUUCCUUCCUCUCCCCCUACCUCAACAGGGGUGCUUUUUUGCAGGAAAAGAGGAUUUUGUCUGUGUGAAUGUCCUUUGCCAAAAAGUGGCUCUUCAUUAAUGAAACAACAGAUCCUAUGAGAGUAACAAAUAAGGUUAAAGCUUAUAUUUUAUUUCAAUUUUUUGUGCUUUGUUUCAAUAAUGAGCCGCUAAAACUUUUUUCAUUUCCUUGCCUCCUGUAAAUUUAUGUUUUCUAUUCUCAUUAUGCAGAUUAGAUGAACUUGAAGCCUGCAGUCAAUCACAUAUUAGCCAUGUAAUAAAAAUUUUGGUUUAAAAUUUUGUGCUGUCAGUCGUACGUGCCAUUUUUAACACAUUUCUGGAAAUCUGAUUGGAUUUGUUUCCCCUGCUCCCUAUGCAAUACAAGUUUAUUUGUGCUAUGGAUAAAACUCAGCAAGGUCUAAAGAUUACUUGACAUCUUUGGCAUAGAAGAGACAAGCAUCAAGCAAACCUUUUUGUCAAUACUAUUGCAAUAAUUUCAAACUCAAGAUAAAGUCCCUUUUUCUUGGAGAAGUGUUUGCUGGAGUAAUGGUAUUUCCUUUAUAAAAGGUUUAAGGUUCUUCUGAGAAACUUUUUUUACACAAAGAUCUUUGUCAUGAAGUGGUAGCUGGAUAUGGAUUAAAAUAGAUCUAAUUAACAGUUUCAGAUGCAGACCUGGAAAAUACUUGACAUAGUCUUUACCAAUCUAAUGCUCUAUGCAAAAUAUCCCCUAUAAACCAUUAUAAUGCAUUUUUGCAAUCUAAUGUCAGUUGCAAGGAAUUCUCAGGAAAAAAACACAGGAAAGCAAAUAAAAAAUUAAUCAUUUUAGAACAUGACUUUCAUUAUGCUGUGAUGAAUAUACACUUUCUAGUGUAUUCCAGUAAUAAAUUUCUUAAUGUAUUGGUUAUAUUCUGAAUGUGCAGGACUUGACUGUGUAUAUAUAUUUGAAUUUUCAUUUGUAUAUGCACACACCUGUAUGAAUUCAUACUGCCUUAAGGUACUGGGGAGGGUGGGGUGGCUUUUGGAGAGCAGAAUCUUUUAACUUUACUGACAGCAAAGCUUGGAUUCUUUAUUAACACGUUCAUGAUGCCAUACUAGUGUUGUAAUGUCAUGAUAACUGCUUGAUGUGAAAACAUCAGUUGUGAAUCCUGUGGUGGUUUCUUCUGCUGAGGAUUAAAUAUGAGAUAUCUCAGUAUUUCAUUUUACCCAAACUUAAACAGCUCAGAGGCCAAGUAUUGAGUAGAUGCCCCAAGCUGGCAGAAUUGGUGCAGAAGUGAUAAUCAUUUGUUUUUAUCAGAACAAAUGAUGUUUAGAGGGAAAAUAAAUAAGACCCACUGAAUACUAAUUCAGUCACUUUCAGCACUGAAAUUGCAGCUGAUUGGGCUUUAAUGACCCUUCUCUUUGAAGUUACUCAUUCUCUCUGUUGCAUGUGUCCUUUCUAAUAAAUGUAGAGGACCUUAUGGCAAUUUAAGGUUGAGCAGUUUACGGGAAUUUCAGAAUAACUGAAUUAUGCUUGCUUAUGUGGUAUCUAAAAUACAGGCAUGAGGUACAAGGUGGAUACACCCAGUCAUAAGGAGACCAGGAACUCAGGCUCUUGAUUUGAUCAAGGGCUGGUGACCAUCUGAGCAGAAAUAAAAAUGGAUGCUUUGAAGACAUUUUCAUGAGUUGCAGUUUCAGAUUCUAAAAAGAGUAAAAACGUGAGAAUCUGUGCAGAAUCAUUAUAGAAUCACAAAAUGGUUUGGGUUAGAAAGGACCUUAAGGAUCAUCUAGUUACAACACUCCUGCCAUGAGCAGGGGCACCUUUCACUUGACCAGGCUGCUCAGAGCUCUAUCCAACCUGUUUUGAGCAAUUCCAGGGAUGGGGCAGCCACAGCUUCCCUGGGCAAUCUGUUCCAGUGCCUCACCAUCCUCACAGUAAAGAAUUUCUUCUUAAUAUCUAAUCUAAGCCUGCCUCUUUCAGUUUAAUAUCCUUAUCCCUUGUCCUAGUCACUGAAUGUCCUUGGCCAAAGUGCCUCUCCAAGUCUCCUUGGCUUCCUCUAGGUACUGGAAGGUGUUCCAAGGUCUUCCUGGAGCCUUCUCUUCUCUGGACUGAACACUGCCUCUCUUCACAGGACAAUAAGCUUGCUUAGGCAAGAUAAAACAUACACAUAAAAGCUCCCUUUUAAAAUCUAGGGAUAUAUACAACACUCUACUCAAAGCAGCUGUAUCAAUUAGAAAGAGAACUUGUUUGUUACCAAGACCUCCUCUGUUGUAAUUUUCUUUGCAUGUGGCCAGGGUAAGUCACCAGUAGAACUGCCUGGAUGCUGGUGUGAUUGGAGUCACUCCUUUUGUCCUGUUUCUUAGCUGGUGUAGCUCCAGGUGGUUGCUGCUGCCUGAAAAAUUCAGUUAAUGGUCCUAUGAUAGACAGUUAAUAGUUACAUUAACUAUAGAAAUAGCUAUAUAUGUAAUUAUAACUAUAUAUAAUUAUAGUUACAUAAUAUAUAUUUAAUAGCUAUAAGCUAUAAGAAUUGGCUGCUGUUAGCAACACAGUUAUGAGCCUCUUUGUAUCCAGUGUGACAUCUAAUAAAAUCUGCCUUUUCACAUAAAACAAAUGAACAAAAAAAGAAGACAAAAACCCCACAAACAAAAAAAAACCCCAAAUGAACCCAAAGAAACACACAAAAAACCUCCAAAAUACUAAAACUCGUACUGUUUUAUUGUUUCACUUUUUUUUCUAGGAAGUACACCAAUGUUUUUCUUUCUGCUCUUAGAAAUGUUUUCCUGUGCUUUAAAGAAAGAUGCAAUAUCCUCAAAGUUUAAACCUCAUGUCUCCUAAUGCCGUGGGGACAGCAGGAUAUCUGUCACUGAUUCAGUUGUGUUUCAGGAACAAAUUAGUGUGCAACUUGGUUAGACUGCCAGCUGUUCCCUUAGGAAGUGGGGAGAAGUGAAGUCAGGUUAUUUUAACAGGUUCACUGUGUGUGUUUGCAUGGCUGCACUCUCUGAGGCCCAUAUAAUUCAACAUACUGGAAGGUUCAGGUGCCCAAACAGGGAGCUGUGAGCACACUUCACUAUGUGAGUCCACCUGAUAUCCACACACUUUCCUGCUCUUACUCAGUUAUCUGCCAUCUCAAAUUAUUUUCCACUGUCUGUUUUCUUUGAUAACAGAACUAAGUUACCUUGCUGACUGACUGCAGUAUCUGCUGUGGAAGGAAAGAGCACACAGUAGAUUCUUGAAGAUAUAUUUCUAUAUCUAAUGUGAUUUAUACCAUGACAAAUCAGUUACACGGUUUUGACUACAAGUUGAUUAAUGCUUACAAUUAAUGAAUUCCCACAACUCACAUUUUCUGGUGUAAUUAUUCACAGAAUUGUAAGCAAACAUGUGAGAACAUUAAUUCAGAACUGGAGAUAAUUAGCACUUCUCAUUUAGUCUUCAGUUGGUUAUUCUGCCUCCAUUAUACAAACUAAAUUACUUGAAACCUAUUAAGAACUAGGACACUUUGAAAUCUUAAGUGAUUCUGAUAAAGAAAGUGGAGCUUUGCCUCCUGAGUGCUGGCAAUGGUCAAAGUGCACAGGGCCAGAGAGGACUAGGGAGAACUUCAUGGUGCUUUAAAAGCAGCCUACCAAUGCAAAGGGAGUGCAGAGGAAUAAAUCCCACCACUUCUGGAUACUUCCUGAGUUUAGCACCACUCAUUGUUCCAAAGCAAGAUUAUAGCCUAGGAAGAAGCAUCCUGCAGAACCCACCCCCUCCUGCUUUACAGCUCUGCAGAGAUUCUGUGUGAAUUAAAAUAAUAAUGUGUUUGUACCUCUGAUGUCCAGCACAUUCCUCUGAAAUGUGUGUAGUUGGAUGUGAGAUAUAAAAAAUGUAAUAAAGUGGUCAGGCCAAAGCUCAA
Molecule: messenger RNA, 9484 nt
Organism: Oenanthe melanoleuca
Lineage: Eukaryota; Metazoa; Chordata; Aves; Passeriformes; Muscicapidae
Gene: NUDCD1
Product: NudC domain containing 1
Exons: 10
Coding region: 150-1904 (584 amino acids)
Source: RefSeq, a predicted model, not a curated record